AGCAGACUCCUCCUCUGGUUUAUGGUUUUCGGGGCGGAGGUCUGACUGAGGACUGUGAGGAUUGUGAGGACUCAGAGACUGAGAGAAAAAGUUUGUAAAAGUUCUCUGGGACAGUUUGAAACUUUCUCCGCCGUCAUGUCCGGAGUGGCCUCCACCCUGGCCAAGCAACGGGCCCUGGCCGCGGGCUUCGGGACCAACGCGAACGCGGUCCGGUACCUGAACCAGGACUUUGGAUCUCUGCGGGCUCAGUGCCGCUCCGCCGGACGCCUCUUCUGCGACCCGGCCUUCCCCGCAGAGCCCGCCGCGCUGGGCUUCAACGAGCUAGGCCGCAGCUCGCAUAAGGUCCGCGGAGUCACCUGGAAGAGACCCACGGAACUCGUCUCGAAUCCUGAGUUCAUCGUGGGUGGAGCCACCAGGACUGACAUCUGCCAGGGAGCUCUGGGUGACUGCUGGCUGCUCGCUGCCAUCGCCUCGCUGACGCUCAACGAGUAUGUGAUGGCGAGAGUCGUUCCACAAGACCAGAGCUUUGGAGACGACUAUGCCGGGAUCUUCCACUUCCAGUUCUGGCAGUUUGGUGAGUGGGUGGAUGUGGUGAUUGACGACCGGCUGCCGGUGAAAGACGGCGAGCUGAUGUUCGUCCACUCUGCGGAGGGGCGGGAGUUCUGGAGCGCUCUGCUGGAGAAAGCCUAUGCCAAGGUGAAUGGCUGCUACGAGGCUCUGUCCGGCGGCUCCACCACAGAGGGCUUUGAGGAUUUCACCGGCGGCAUCGCAGAGAACUUCGACCUGCAGAGACCGCCGUCCAACCUGUUCCAGAUCCUCAGGAAGGCGCUGGAGGCCGGAGCGCUGCUCGGCUGCUCCAUUGACAUCACGAGUGCUGCAGACUCGGAGGCCGUGACCCGUCAGAAGCUGGUGAAAGGCCACGCCUACUCGCUGACCGGCGCCGUGGAGGUGAACUACCGCGGACGCCAGGAGAAGCUGGUCAGAGUCAGGAACCCCUGGGGACAGGUGGAGUGGACUGGAGCCUGGAGCGACGGGUCGUCUGAGUGGAACUACGUUCAGGGAGACGCUCCGCAUGCCAACGCAGAGGACGGAGAGUUCUGGAUGUCCUACACAGACUUCCUGCGUCACUACUCCCGUGUCGAGGUCUGCACUCUGACCCCAGACACCAUCGAGGAUGACUCCGUCAAACACUGGAGCGUCAGCAAGUUUGAUGGCACCUGGAGGAGAGGGUCCACCGCCGGAGGCUGCAGGAACCACCCCUACACGUUCUGGACGAACCCUCAGUUUGUGAUCAAGCUGGACGAGGAGGACGACGACCCGGAUGACGGCGAGGAUGGCUGCAGCUUUGUGGUCGGUCUGAUCCAGAAGAACCGCCGGAAGCUACGGAAACAAGGCGAGGACAUGCACACGGUCGGGUUCGCCAUCUACGAGCUUCCCAAACAGUUCUAUGGGAAAACACAAGUGCACCUGGACAAGAACUUCUUCCUGACGCAUGCUCAGACGGCGAGGUCCGAGACCUUCAUCAACCUGCGCGAGGUCAGCACGCGCUUCAAGCUGCCGCCUGGCGAGUACCUGAUCAUCCCAUCCACCUUCGACCCGCACCUGAACGGGGACUUCUGCAUCCGGGUGUUCUCCGAGAAGCAGACUGAGACUCUACCGUGUGACGACCCGGUGAGCGCCGAGCUCGAAGAUGAGACGGUGUCCGAUGAGGACGUGGACGCAGGAUUCAGAGGACUCUUCACCAAACUUGCUGGAGACGACAUGGAAAUCUCUGCCACCGAGCUGAGAUCCAUCAUGAACAAGAUCGUCUCCAAACGUGCGGACAUAAAGACGGACGGUUUCAGUCAGGAGACCUGCAGAGUGAUGGUCAACCUAAUGGAUGACAGUGGGAAUGGGAAGCUGGGUCUGGGAGAGUUCGCCACUCUGUGGAAGAAGGUUCAGAGAUACCUGUCAAUCUAUAAGAAAAACGACACAGAUAACUCUGGGACGAUGAGCACGCCGGAGAUGAGAGUCGCCUUCAAAGACGCAGGCUUCACUCUGAACAACAGCGUGUACCAGCUGCUGGUGGCGCGCUACUCCGACCCCGACAUGACCAUCGACUUCGAUAACUUCGUGGGCUGCCUGAUGAGGCUGGAGAUGAUGUUCAAGGUCUUCAAGAAGCUCGACGCCAACGACAGCGGAUCCAUCGAGCUCAACUUCAACCAGUGGUUGAACUUCGCCAUGGUCUGAUCCUCCGAGUGUUACCGCAGCACGCCAUAUACCUGUUUACAGCUGCAGCUUCUCCCUGUUACUGUUUAUAUAACAAACACUAACCUGAACCACAACACGCCAAUAAAGUUAAACACAAACCUUCAACAGCCUCCUCAUUCUCUGCUACAGGCUAACUGUAAGCCUAGCUUAGCACAAAGACUGGAAACAGAGGGAAACUGUUUAGCUUAGUUGAGCACAAAGACUGGCUGGAUGCAUAGGGAAACUGUUAGCCAGCUCACUGUUUCAGUGUGUGUGUGAAAUAUUAAAUAUUAAUGAAUUCAAUCAAUUGAAUUAAUUAUAGCUCCAGUUAGCCUUGAGUUAGCUUUUAGCUAAGGUAGCUUUGCAUAGCAUCAACAAGCUACAAACAGCUAGCAUUGCAUCGAUUAGCUUUAAACACUAGCUAGCCGUUUCCUCCUGGCUCCAGGGUUCAGGUAAGCUAUGCUAGGCAAACCAGAUCCUGGAUCUGUAGUUUGUAAGGGGUCAGCUUUAAGAAUUUGAUAUUAUUAUAUGGCCCAUUUCAGAAUUGCCGGUACAUUUGAAGUUUAGACAAAAUAAGAAUUUUAUUUUAUUUAUUCCCAUAAAACCUUUUUAAUUCACAUAGAGAAUACUUUAAAUUUAACACUUCCAGCAUUUGCCAAGCUUAAACAUGUAAGAUUUAAAAUAUUUAAUCUGAAAAUCAUCAUAGUAACAGUAAAAUCAGUCAACUCUGUUGCAGACAAAUUAGGGUAAAUAUGUAUAGUACUCAAAUGUAAUAGUUUAAAACCAUGUCUUUCCUAAGAGAACUUUUGUCUUUACAUCCACUAAUUCAACUUUAAAUUUUCUAAGAUAAAGAUUUUUUUUUCAGGAGUAAAAUCAUUGACACAUUUAAUUGGAAUGUUGCCAAGACAGUUUGGAUUUUCUCUAAAUAUUGCUCCAAAAAUGAAUGAAAUGCUUUGAAAUUUCAUGUAUGGUGAGAAUGUUAGUUAUGACACAGCUUCUGGUUAAUUUGUCAACAAUAAAACAUAUUUAAUUAGAAUUUUUUAAACAAAACUUUGUGAAACAGAGUUGACAUGAAUAACAGAGUUGACAAACUAUGCAUAAAAGGCGAAAAACAGUAACUCUGUUAUCAUUAAAAUUUUGAAACAUGUAACAGAGUUGACGAUAACAGAGUUGACAUUUUCCACCAUUUUGUGCUUUAACUCCACAUGCUAGCUUAAAACCA
Messenger RNA from Centropristis striata (black sea bass), 3451 nucleotides. RefSeq names its product calpain-2 catalytic subunit-like. Gene Ontology annotation, biological process: proteolysis. Bases 136 to 2229 code for a protein of 697 amino acids. The transcript has 21 exons. NCBI's taxonomy places the organism in Eukaryota, Metazoa, Chordata, Actinopteri, Perciformes, Serranidae. The record is from RefSeq and is a predicted model, not a curated record. Gene Ontology annotation, molecular function: calcium-dependent cysteine-type endopeptidase activity; calcium ion binding. Gene Ontology annotation, cellular component: cytoplasm.